CAGGGGCUUGGGGGCUGAGAAGGGACUCGGAAUCGGAGGGACAGAGCUUUUGCUUGUUUUAGUCGUAACUUAAGCUUUCUAUGUGAUACAGGACCAUGUCUUAAAGAAUAUUUCAGAGCUUAUGAAAGUGAUGUGCAUGUGUAAAAAUGGAAACAUCUCAAAAACAUCCAGAUGACGCUCAGGAUUUUCUCUCCCAAUUAAUGAAUGCAGAGGAAAAAUGUUCAACUCUGGAGGAUAUAGAUCCCAAUAAAAUCCGCAAUGAUCGACAUGAGAGAAAUUUACAAACCAUGAUGGCUGCUGAUUCUGAAAUUGCAAAGAAGAUGUUUCCACAAGAUUUUUGUAAACCCAAUAGUCAGACAGAAAAAGCAGCUGUAACUAUACAAAAGUAUGCAAGAGGUUAUCUUGGAAGGAAGAAAUAUGUGGAGUUGCUAUGUGAUCAAUUUGAAAAAGAUCAAUCAAUUAUGCAGCUUAAAAUAAAGGAACAGGUUGAAGAAGGAGAACUCCUAGUAGAAAAUCAUCGUCUUGAAGUUUUGCUGGAUGAUAACCUGACAAGAAGACGAAAUAAAUCCAGACAGUAUAUAACCGAUAUAAUAACUAUACAGCGAGCAUGGCGUUCAUAUCUAAGAAGAAAAAACAGAGAUCAUGAAGAUGACACUAAGAAAGAUAACUCUACAGAAAAAGGUAAACAACAUCUACCAGAGGCUGUCCAACAAACUCUUACAACUGUGGAGGAAAGUGACUCCAUGUCAUCGUCUUACUCUGAGGUGUCUUUAGCAGAUAGCAGACAGUUCAGACAUGUGGAAAGUGGAAGGACUGAAAAUAAUCCAAAUAUUGUACAAAACCCAGGAGAGAGUGAGGAGGACUUCAACAGACGCCGACGUAAAGUCAAUUAUCUUAGUCUGGCUCAGGAGUUUGCUGAACUCCAGAGGACAAACUCUGAUUUUGUUGCACCUGAAAAUGGACAGACUGAAGGAGUAUCUGUUGGUUGUAAAAAUAUCUGUGAUGAAAACUCAGGUGGUGAAGAUUCUAGGAAUAAAGCACAGUCAAAACAGGAGGUGAAAUCUAGGUCAAAUUUUAAUUCUGGGGAGACGGAGGAUUUUGAAGUGUAUAAUAUGGAUACUGCCCUACCCUCUUUUGACUGGGAGGAUUUAGAACAGAAGCUACAGCAAGCUACACAAACCAGUAACAAAAUGGCACAAAGAAAUGAUAGAGAAGCAAUACGCAAGAAAUUAGCCAUGGAUGCUGGAGUUGAUGAUGAUUGUAACACUCAGAAAUUUUACAAGAAACCAUCAGUAACAAAGUCGUCUAAUACAAACCUACAAAUCUGCUUCAUGAAUGAAGAACAGGAGAUGGCCGAUCCUCCAUCUCAUCAGGAUUUUGUCUUGCCUAAGCUUAAUCCUCAAGAGACUCAAAAUGGAAGAGAACACGGCAGAGAAAAGAAAAAGGAUGGAGAUUUUUUAGUUCAACAAGCCAAGCUACAGCAAGAGGUCAAAAUAGCCCUUGUACAAGCAGGAACCAUGGCCCAUAUGCAGUUAGAAGUAGAGAAACAAAUCAAAAAGAAAUCCCCUAGUGCAGAUUCAGUCAAAGUUUCAUUUCUUGAGUCAAUUCAUCAGAGUAGAGUGGGAAAGCAAGAUCUGUUUGUGAUGAAUUUAGGACAGCUUCAAGUCUUAGUGAAUGAUCUUCACACACAAAUUGAAAAUUUAAAUGAGGAAUUGAUGAAUCUCCUUAUGGAGAGAGAUGAGUUACACAUGAGCCAGGACUCCAUGCUUGUGGAUAUAGAAGACCUCACCAGGAGAGCAGAAGAAACAGCAAAAAAGCAUUAGGAAGUUCCUCUCCAAUGGUUACUGAUGUCUCCCCAACAAGCCACAAAAUGCCUGAAUAUUAACUGAGGUGUGUCCCAGUGAUUCUCCUAGAGACAGUUUCAGUUUAUGUUAUGAUGUAUUUACAUUUAACCGCCAUGUUCUACAGAGACCUGAUCAGCUGUAUUGGUUUAACAUGCUUGCAUUGUGAUGUCACCAAUAUAUAGAGAUUAACUGCUUUACAGUCCAGGUUAUUGUAUUGUAUAAUUUAUUGUAUAAUGCAUUUAUUAAUAAUUAUAUCAUAAAAUAUGUAA
Molecule: messenger RNA, 2113 nt
Organism: Saccostrea echinata
Lineage: Eukaryota; Metazoa; Mollusca; Bivalvia; Ostreida; Ostreidae
Product: uveal autoantigen with coiled-coil domains and ankyrin repeats-like
Exons: 13
Coding region: 147-1823 (558 amino acids)
Biological process (GO): positive regulation of hippo signaling
Cellular component (GO): plasma membrane; cell junction
Molecular function (GO): protein binding
Source: RefSeq, a predicted model, not a curated record